Molecule: messenger RNA, 1956 nt
Organism: Pyrgilauda ruficollis (rufous-necked snowfinch)
Lineage: Eukaryota; Metazoa; Chordata; Aves; Passeriformes; Passeridae
Gene: GPN1
Product: GPN-loop GTPase 1
Exons: 15
Coding region: 1-1368 (455 amino acids)
Molecular function (GO): GTPase activity; ATP hydrolysis activity
Source: RefSeq, a predicted model, not a curated record
AUGGUGCCGGUGCCGCCGCCACGUCAGCGCCACGCCCGCCCGCGCGGUCCCGCCCGCCGCUCCCGGCCGGCCCCGGCAGCGCCUCCAGCCCCGCCGCGCUGCUGGUGUUGUGGCGCGCCGGGCCGUGCAGCGCGGGGAGUCCGCGCGGGCCCGCGGAGCGUCCCGGGCGGCAGCGGGGCCACAACCGGAUCCGUGUGCGUCACGUCGGGGCCGCGGCCGCCCCCCGCCCCGGAAGGACAAGUGGGCUCUGGGAAUAUGGCAGCGGCAGGCGCGGCGGCGGUUGCCGCUCCAGUGUGUGUGCUGGUGCUGGGUAUGGCCGGCUCCGGAAAAACCACCUUCGUGCAGUGCCUGGCCGCCCACCUGCACGGGCAGCGCUGCCCUCCGUACGUGAUCAACCUGGACCCUGCCGUGCACAGCCUGCCCUUCCCCGCCAACAUCGAUAUCAGGGACACCGUGAAGUACAAAGAAGUCAUGAAACAAUAUGGGCUGGGCCCAAACGGCGGAAUAGUGACCUCACUCAAUCUCUUUGCUACAAGAUUUGACCAGGUGAUGAAGUUUAUUGAAAAAAGACAAAAUGCAUCCAAGUAUGUUAUUAUUGACACACCAGGGCAAAUUGAGGUAUUUACUUGGUCAGCAUCAGGAACCAUCAUAACUGAGGCCUUGGCCUCCUCUUUCCCUUCAGUUGUUGUCUAUGUGAUGGACACCUCUCGCAGUACUAACCCUAUCACCUUUAUGUCCAACAUGCUCUAUGCCUGCAGUAUCCUGUACAAGACAAAGCUACCUUUCAUCGUAGUUAUGAACAAAACUGACAUAAUCGACCACAGUUUCGCAGUGGAAUGGAUGCAGGACUUUGAGACUUUUCAGGAUGCCCUGAAUCAAGAGACCUCCUAUGUCAGUAACCUGACUCGUUCCAUGAGUUUAGUGUUGGAUGAAUUUUACAGUUCACUGAAGGUGGUCGGUGUUUCUGCGGUGCUCGGCACAGGACUGGAUGAGUUUUUUAUCCAGCUUUCUAAAGCUGUAGAUGAAUACGAGAGAGAGUAUCGUCCAGAAUAUGAACGCCUGAGAAAAACACUAGAGGAAGCUCAAGAGAAACAAAAGAGAGAACAGCUGGACCACUUGUGGAAGGACAUGGGCAGUGUGUGUGUGCAGGGCAGCACACUGACAGGACCUGAUGAUGCUUCUGCAAUGGGUCCCUCUGAGCUAAUCCUUACACGAGGAGCUCUCAAUGAAGAGGAAGAAGAGAGGGAGAGUGAUACUGACGACAUUGACCAUGAAGUGACUGAGGAGAGUCAUGAAGAACCAGCCUUCAGAAACUUCAUGCAAGACAUGCGGAUGAAAUGCCAGAGAAAAAGCAACCUGAAUGAAUGAGACAUUCACAAACAGAAGAUUUUUAUUUCUCUUUCUGCAGUAACUGUUGGUCAUGUGAGUUAAAGAUCUUGGAGCCAACUGACUGCUCAGUUCACCAUCUGCCACCGUGGCUUCCUGAAGCUGAGGGAAUCAGAUAGCAGUUUCUUCCAGAUUCUUCAGAUCUAUCUGUUGAGAGCUUAUAUUUUGAGCUCUGGUAGCUUUAGUAUCUGCAGCGCUAACUGGUCCCCAGAAACGUGUUCCAUUCGCAUGUGCAGCUGAGGGUCUGCUGCAGCCAGGGCACAAGUGAUGCUGUACUGAAUUUUAUCAAUCUACUUACUGUUUGACGGUUUGGCUUGUAUUAAAUAUAUUUUAUGUACUAACAAAUGUGUGAUCAUAACAGCAGGAAAUUUAAUUUUAAGCACUGUUCUAAAGUGAGACUUUUUUCCCUGUGCUUACAGCCCAUCUGUAUGGAUGUGCAGCAAAUGCAUCUUAAUUACAUUAUACAGACAUGGUACAGAUGCCUCCCAGGAAAAUCCUGAGCAAAGAAAGUUCCCAGGAUGGAAAGUAAUAAAAAGUCUCUAGCCUGAAUUGGCUGAGAGCAGAAAUGCA